CCUCUUUAACAUCUUCAUCUGCCAAGUUGUGAGACAACUGAUACUUCUUUGCAGUUUAUUAAUCUGUUCUCUUACAUCACCAGAAUGCCUCUGCAGUUUGAACUCUGUCCUGGGAGAAUGAUCGGAGGUAACCAUCCGUGCUUCAUCAUUGCUGAAAUUGGACAAAACCAUCAGGGAGACAUUGAGAUUGCUAAGCAAAUGAUCAAGAUGGCGAAGGACUGUGGUGCUGAUUGUGCUAAAUUCCAGAAAAGUGAAUUAGAGUACAAAUUCAGCAAGCCAGCCUUGGCGCGCCCGUACAAUUCAAAGCACUCCUGGGGUAAAACUUACGGUGAGCACAAGCGUUACUUGGAGUUCAGCCACGAUCAGUACAGGGAGCUGAAAAAGUAUGCAGCAAAGAUUGGAAUCUUCCUCACAGCCUCCGGGAUGGAUGAGAUGGCUGUGGAGUUCCUCCAUGAGCUGGAUGUGCCUUUCUUCAAAGUUGCCUCCUGCGAUGCUAACAACUUCCCCUAUCUGGAGAAAACCGCCAAAAAAGGACGUCCCAUGGUGGUGUCCACUGGGAUGCAGUCCAUGGAGACAAUACAGAGGGUCUAUAAGACAGUGAAGGAGUACAACCAGAACUUCACUUUGUUGCAGUGCACCAGUGCCUACCCUCUGGAUCCUAAAGACGUCAACCUCAGUGUGAUCAAGGAAUACCAGAAGGAAUUCCCUGAUGUUCCCAUCGGAUAUUCCGGUCAUGAGCAGGGGAUCUACAUCACUGUGGCCGCUGUGGCGAUGGGAGCAAAAGUCGUGGAACGCCAUGUGACCCUGGAUAAGACCUGGAAGGGAAAUGACCAUGAGGCAUCCCUGGAGCCCUCAGAGCUGGCAGAGUUGGUCCGAGCCAUCCGACUGGUGGAGUUGGCGAUGGGAUCACCUGUCAAGCAGAUGUUACCCUGCGAGAAGAGCUGCCACGAUAAGUUGGGCAAGUCGGUUGUGGCCAAGGUGGACAUUCCCAAAGGCACAGAGCUGAAACUGGACAUGUUUGCAGUGAAGGUUGGCGAGCCAAAGGGGAUCCCUCCAGAGAAUAUGCAGGAACUGGUGGGCAAGAAGCUCAAAGUGGAUGUGAAGGAGGACAACAGCAUCUUGGCAAACAUGAUAGAAUAAAGAAUACUCCACAAAGGUUGGGAGAGGGAGGCAGAAAGGCAGGCAGAGAGGGAAAUAGAUAGAGAAUGACAGAGAGAUGCAGACAGGUAGAGGGUGGAUAGACAGUGCUGCAGUGUGUGAACAGAAAGCAGAGAGAAUGAGGAGGAACAAAAGAGAGGAACAGAGAAGUGCACUUAGAGCAAGGCAAAUUACAUUGAGGAUGAACAGGUCUUAGAUCUUAAAAUUGUUCCACGUGAAUGGCAUGACAUGUAAUGACAAACAUACUGUUAUUACAGGAUGUGGUAUUAAACUAGUUGUGCAUCUCAGUUUGGAACAUUGUCAAUGGUCAAAUGUCAGAAAUGAAGCCAUGUAUGUAUUCUCCAUGAUCUGAAAUUCAAGCUAGUCUGUUUUGUCCCCUCUACAUUGAGAUGAUGAGAUAUUCUCAAACUAACAGCACAAACGUGGAGUUGCGUGGCUGCUGUGUGGUUUAAACCUUAACAAGAUAAAAGUGACCAGGUCUGUACUUAAUAAUUUGGAUACAUGCAAAUAUUACCUGGUGAUGGUGAUACCUGCCCUCAUUUGCAUCCCUGCACCAUUUGCCUUCUGUGUGCCACAGGCCUUUAACAGGGGAAAAUAUAUUUCUCAUAUGUGGUAUGAACAUCAUCUCUGUUUAGAAUGAUCUGUCCCUGCCUAAUUUUCCCAGCAGUAAAUCGUGAUGAAAAUAUGUAAUGUGGUUGUCUAUAUUAAUAUAUAGGAUGCACUUAUAUGCAGUUUUUGUGGGAUUUCACUUGAAACUUUGGUUAAAUUCAGAGGUGCCACAUGUGGCCCAUUAAUACUAAUCACAUUUUCCCUGCUGUUAAUCUUGAAAAUAAAAAGGGUUUUAAUAAAUUCUA
This is a messenger RNA of Lates calcarifer (barramundi perch), 2012 nucleotides long. Its product is annotated as sialic acid synthase. The transcript has 6 exons. Gene Ontology annotation, biological process: carbohydrate biosynthetic process. The record is from RefSeq and is a predicted model, not a curated record. NCBI's taxonomy places the organism in Eukaryota, Metazoa, Chordata, Actinopteri, Centropomidae. Gene Ontology annotation, molecular function: N-acylneuraminate-9-phosphate synthase activity. Bases 85 to 1140 code for a protein of 351 amino acids.